This is a messenger RNA of Cryptomeria japonica (Japanese cedar), 1210 nucleotides long. Its product is annotated as glyoxylase I 4. NCBI's taxonomy places the organism in Eukaryota, Viridiplantae, Streptophyta, Pinopsida, Cupressales, Cupressaceae. The transcript has 3 exons. Bases 317 to 847 code for a protein of 176 amino acids. The record is from RefSeq and is a predicted model, not a curated record.
GUUAGCAAGCUGACCUGCUUUCACUAGGACGUUUUCCUCAUGUAUUUGUAGAUUCAAUACCUAUAAAUUCCAGUUCGCCCACUUCAUUCAUGUUUGUUUAAGAUCUUCAAAUCUCUGCAUUCAGAAAACUUGCUGAAAUCUCUGCCCUCAAAACCUAUAAAUCUCUGCCCUCAAAACCUAUAAAUCCCAAUUCGCUCAAUUCAUUCAUGUUUGUUUGAGAUCUCCAAAUCUCUGUACACAGAAUACUUAUUGAAAUCUCUGCAUUCAAAACCUAUAAACUCCAAUUCGCCCACUUCCAUUAGUUCAAAUUUGUACAAUGAUGAAAGAAAUCGAAAAUGGAGUAGAAGAGGAAGAGGAGGAGCCUCUGCCAUUGUGGGCUCUCAAUCAUGUGUCUCUGCUAUGCACAUCAGUGGUGGACUCAAUGGAAUUUUAUCAGAAAGUUUUGGGAUUUGUGCCCAUCAAAAGACCAGGGACCUUCAACUUUGGUGGAGCUUGGCUAUUCAACUAUGGCGUGGGUAUUCACUUGGUAGAAUCUAAAAAGCCUGACUUCCCUCCAAAGAAGGAGUUGAAUCCCAUUGACAAUCACAUAUCAUUUCAGUGUGAAGACAUGAGUAUUGUAGAGAGAAAACUGCAAAAGAUGAGCAUAAAAUAUAUCAAGAGAACAUUAGAGGAAGGAGGAGCUAUAAUAGAGCAGACGUUUUUCCAUGACCCAGAUGGCUUCAUGAUAGAGAUUUGCAACUGUGAAAGGCUAACUCUGGUACCUCUCUGCCAUUGUAGUAAAAUCAGACUUCCUUCUGAUUUGCACAAUCCUCCCAUCGCUUUAGAGAGUGCAGAAUGUGAUACUUGAAUCCAUACAAAAUAUACAUAUAUAUACAAAGAGUUCACAUUUAAGGGGUGAUUUAAGGAGCUCUUCUUUUGGUUUGAUAUGGGUGGGGCACAAUUAAUGCUUAGCUGCUUUGGGCAUUUCACUGUCAUUCUCCACUUGGGGUGAAGAUUGUAAGCUGGUGUUUGAGGUCAAUGCAUAAAAAAACAAUUUAUUUGAGCACUUUGGAUCUAUACAAUGAAAUACAGAAAAUUUGUCUUUAAAUUCUGUAAGAUGAGUUGGCAGAUGAUCUAAAUCCAAGGUAUACAACGCAUGUUGAACGUGAUGCAUUGAAUUUGGUAUAUAUGAGGUGCACAAAUUUUGUUAAUAUUUUGACAUUGGAUUUAA